AUGUUUACAACGAAAUUGUCUUCAGUUGCACGAGAUUUGAAAAGGCGACAUUCUUGGAGUAGCGAGAUUGAUUAUCAAUUAGAGGAAACGGAAGCUGUGACUGUUUCAGGGGAAGAUCCUGCUGUCCUAGCUCCAUCAGUUAAUGAUAGAAUCUCCUACAAGGAGCAUGGCUGUUCGGUGCAGACGGUGGACCUGGUGGCGGACUGCCCGUUGCAGGUCGUGACGGGUGACUCGAGAUCGCCAUCACUCUCGAGAGCCCCGACGUCCGUCGCGUCGUCGACGAGCAUGGGGCAACGCUCGAGCACCUUGUUACGUCCCAGAAUCUCGUUAACUUGGGUUUUGCGCGGCCAACAACAAUCUAACUUGGGUCCUGGACCCAACAGCUAUUCGACCAUUAACGGCAGUGGAGGUACAAACAAUGAUCGAGACGCUUUUUCGCGAGGCAGCAAGAGAUCUUCGAGAAGAAGCGUUAAAAGUAUUAAGGACAAAGACGCUGCUAGCAAGGAAAAUAUCGAAAACAAAGAGAGCAUCGAAAAGCGCGAGAAGAUUUUGCACAGGCUUCAAAAGAUCGAAAGAAUCGAAAAGGUAAAUAUUUGUUUUAAGACUGUUGAUAAAGAAAUGAUCGGUGAAAAACAGUUGGAUAAUCCUCUGGAGAGGCACUUUGACAAAGAAUUUAUUGGUCUUAAAAAUACGAAAGAAAAGGAGAAAGUAAAGAGAGCGGUAUCCGAGCCUUCCCUAGUAUCUCGUGAAUCAACAUCGACACCCAAUGGACGAGAGAAGCACCGACAUCGGCGGACCAAACGUUCGCACAAACCUAGACUACCCAACAGAUUCGGCUACGAGAUCGCCGAUCUUGACGCGUUUCUAACGAAGGCAUCUAUAGAAAGACCAGCAAAUAUACCAGUUGUCCUGUCUUUCCCAUCGGUAUUAUAUCAGACUCAAGGCGGUAUACAGGACGAAAUGGCUCUUCCUCUUGGUACAGUUGUGAAUGCCGUCUUCAAAAAUCAAACUUGGCUAUACGUGCAAACGCCUCACGGGCAGGAGGGUUACGUCGGCUACGCUGCCUGUUUACCCUUAGGAAUCUUGCCGCAACCUACACGAGGACCAUGCUGGGAAGAUUCCACUGAUGUUUUUCCUCGACCAUUAGGAAACAUGACGGACAUGGAGAAACUGCGUGAUACUAGAUCUGAGUGCGGGGCAAGUCGUGGACGCAGCGGUAGAAUGAGGCGAGGACCAAGAGACGCAGUGUCGGCAUGCGGUGAACGUAGUGUCGAUCGAUUGUAUCUGAGGGCAGCAGCAAACGCACGCACAAAAGGCUCGCGGUACACACUCCUGGUGAUUAGGAAUGAUUACGAGGCGCAUGCCGCAAACGCGUUGACAGUCUCGAAAGGCGAUGUGGUCGCUUUGUUGAGCGAUCAUACGAACGACUGGUUCUGGGUACGUUCCAGAGAUGGCAAAGAGGGAUUUAUCCCUGCAGUCAUCGCCGGUCAUGGUUUUCUCUGAUC
Cyphomyrmex costatus is the source of this 1505-nucleotide messenger RNA. RefSeq lists its product as uncharacterized. Bases 1 to 1503 code for a protein of 500 amino acids. The transcript has 7 exons. NCBI's taxonomy places the organism in Eukaryota, Metazoa, Arthropoda, Insecta, Hymenoptera, Formicidae. Gene Ontology annotation, molecular function: protein binding. The record is from RefSeq and is a predicted model, not a curated record.